Molecule: messenger RNA, 1806 nt
Organism: Ambispora gerdemannii
Lineage: Eukaryota; Fungi; Glomeromycota; Glomeromycetes; Archaeosporales; Ambisporaceae
Source: the annotation of a GenBank genome assembly
AUGGCUUGUACUAAUGCAAGUUUUGCGGCUUUAUCGGAUACACUCGCACAAUCGAUCGCAAUCCUAAAAUCGCCAAUGGCAAUGACCUCGGGAGUUCAAACAUCACAACAAUUCGAUUAUGUUCGACUUACACGCUAUUCUACAUAUGGGUUCCUGAUAGCGCCGGUUGUGUAUAAUUGGUUUAACCUAUUAGAUAAAAGAUUCCCAUUCCCGCAGCAAAUUGCUAUGGGAAAAAAUGAUGCGCAAAUUAGACGAGAAACGAUGCGAACCGUACUCAAAAGAAUGAUCGUCGACCAAACAGCAUUCGCGCCAGUUGGCUUGGCUUUGUUCUUUGGUGUGAUGGGACUAAUGGAAGCAAAUGGAUUACAAGCGGUCAAAGAUAAAUUUGCCGAGGCAUAUUUUCCAGCAUUGAAAGCAAAUUACGCAGUCUGGCCACUUGUUCAACUCUUAAAUUUUCUGGAACAACUAGCGCUAGAAAAUGACGAUUUGUACGACUCUUCCAUGUGGCUAGGAAAUAAUUUUGCCACUUUUACAAAUCCUGACCAUGACAAAUACUUUAUGACUAAUGAGAAUAGAAUAAAUGAUUGGUGUUUAAAAAUAACGAUAAAAAGAUUGAGGAAUUUAUUUAUGGGCCGUCAUUCAUUAGAAGAGACAUUAUUUGCUCAACCUGUUGAUGUUUCUGCUUUUAAAACGACUACCAUACCAACUCAGACAACUGCUACUGCUGCCACAACAUUAGGAGUAACAACUACCAUGACGACAACAACGACACCACUACUUUCACAAUCAGCAUUAACCACUUCUACUUCCGCUCACCUCGUCUCUUCCACGAUGAGACGCUCUUCCAUGACCAAUAAUAAUGCAAAAAAACCUUACUCAAAUGGCGUAAAAGUUGUUGUAACUCUCUUUCAUCACCGACUUAUUUUGCGCAAUUCUGAGCCUUUUCCACCAGCUACUCCUCCCUCAUUAAUUUUUGCUUCUGGAGAGAUACCGAGCAAGGUAGAAUGUUUGGUACGAGCGCGUAUUCCCACUCCUACUGGAGAAUUUUUUUUGCAUCUUUACAGGAACAAUAGAGAUAAUAAAGAACAUUUGGCUGUCGUGUAUGGUGAAGACAUUCGUAGUAAGAGUUUAGAUAUUCCGCGUCCUGGCGAAACAGAGAUGGAUAGAAUCAUGCGCGGAGCAUAUAUUGGAAGAUUAAAACCUGGACAAACGAGAUCAGAUGAUUCAUCAUCAUUAUUGAUAUCGUCGAUGUCGUCAUCUACAUCGAUAACGGAAAAUCAAAAACAGCUUCUUUCACCUCCAUUAGUGAGAAUUCAUUCGGAAUGUUUUACGGGUGAAACUGUGCAGAGCGCUCGUUGUGAUUGUGGUGAACAAUUACAGGAGGCAAUGAGAUUAAUACAAUCAGAAGGUCGAGGAGUUAUUGUUUAUUUGCGACAAGAAGGUCGUGGUAUUGGUCUAGCAGAAAAACUUCGAGCUUAUAAUUUACAAGAUUUAGGACAUGACACUGUAACAGCAAACCUUUUGUUGCAUCACCCACCAGACCUUAGAAAUUAUGACAUCGCAACACAAAUUCUCGCUGAUCUCAAUUUGACCAGAGUUCGUUUACUCACCAACAAUCCGGAUAAAAUUGAGCAGGUCGAAGGAGAUGGUCUGAUAAAAGUUGUUGAACGUAUUCCGAUGGUUCCACACGCUUGGCAACAUGAUCACGAUCCGAAUCGUCACGGUCACGAAGUAGACCAAUAUCUGAAAGUAAAGGUAGAACGAAUGAGACAUCUAUUGAAUGUGCCCGAAUCAUUAUUACGCUGA